AUGCAGGGAUGGUUUGGCGGCACCACCGGCUUAGGGCAGACAAGUGGGCUGCGGCCAGGGUCAAGUUUGCGACCAGGCUCACAGAUGCGCCCCGGUUCGCAGCUGCGCGGGGCGCAGGUGGCCGGCGUGGGUGGGAGCCUGCAGCAGCCGGUGGCGGUCUCAGCGAAGGCACCGGUGACACUAGAGGGAAUGCGGGCCGCAACGCGGUCUGGUACUGCCGGGCCGGGGCGUCAGGUGGGUGACCGCAGCUACUACAUUGGACUGCUGCGUCCAAAGAUUACGGAGCUGACGACGGAGAUUCAGCACCUGAACGAGCAGGAGAGCCUCAUUGAAAAAAACAGUUCCGUGCUGGCCCAGCUGCAUCAGCGCAACAAGAGCUUAGCGGACGAGAUCGCAAAGUUGAAAGGGACUCUUGCCGAUAUUAACCUGGCUGUGGAGAAGAGUACCUCGCAGGAUGCCAACAGUGUGAAGGAUCAGGCCACAAAGCUUACACACCUGAAUGUUGAUCGGCGCAAGCAGGUGGACCAGCUGUUUCUCCAUAUGAAGGAGGUGGAGACACAGACGAAGAAGAACCUGCAGAUCUUGGAGGAGGAGAUACAGCAGCUGGAUCGCCGCAUUAUUGCAGAAAACCAGGACUAUAAUCUUUACAACACCACCAGGAAUGAGGCGUACGGAGUUUCAGACGCGGUGCUCAAUCUUCAACACCAGGUGCGCACUUUGACAGCGAAGCAGGAGCUGCACAUGGCACAAAUUGCGACAGACACGGACAAGCGGCGGGCCGCGGAAGUGCUGCGGGAGAUACUGCGCAAAAGGCAGCUGAGGGAGGAGCUUACAAAACAGUGUGCCCUCUCUGUCGAGGAGGAGCGGCAAUUACUUAUUAAGCAAGUUAAAACCGCCCGCGGCGAUAUUGAGGUGCUGGAGCGCCAGGUGAACGAAACACGCGAUGCCUUGGGGGAGUCUAAGAGCCGCUGUAAUUCCCUAGAUGAGGAGUUAAAAAGCUACAGUGGCGAGAACCUAAAGGCUUUUCAAGAGUUGCAAGAUAAGGACCGUGAGCUGCAGUCCUUCAUGGAUUCCCUUCCCGAAAGGCAGAAGGAGGAAUUGGACAAGAUUACCGCGCUGCAGGCAAACGUUUCCUUGCUGCUUGAACGGGUCUCGCAAGCGCUAGAGUUGCGGAAGCAGAUACCGGCGGAAGGUGCCCCUCAUGCGUUGCACGCGCUUGAGAGCGAGGUGGACGCGAGGCGCAACCAGAUAGAGAGUGACCAGGUCACGCACCAGCGCCUUGAAAAGGAGUUGCUGGACCGCAAGGCGGAGCUUCAAAAGGUAGAAAAUCUUGACAUCAAAAUCAAUGCUGAGCUGCAGGCACACGCGCGGAAGAUGGAAGAGCAGUCGCAGGAGAUGGUCAGAUACGCCGACCUGGAUGGACUGCGUCGCAACGUUGAAAGACGCCGCGAAGACCUCGCGAAGGAGCGGACAUUUUUGAUGAAGCUUCGGGACUCCAGCAAGCAGCAGUUAAACACCCUUAGCGCGUCGAAUGAGGCACUGCAGAAGCGCCUUAGUGAGGAGGCCACCUUUCGCUCCAUAUCUACGCUGGAAGGUCGUUUGCGGCACUUGCGGCAGUCUAAUUUUUCGUUGGAGGAGUUUGUGCGUUUAAAGGGCAAGGAGAGUUAUUACCUUGGCGCCAAGACGGACUGCCUGCGCCUCGUCGAGGAAAUCAACCUGCUGCUGAAAGACACCGACCGCACCCGCGGUGUGGGGGCACCCCCCGUGUUGCUUUUGGGCGACCAGUGA
This is a messenger RNA of Trypanosoma conorhini, 1788 nucleotides long. Its product is annotated as intraflagellar transport protein-like protein. Gene Ontology annotation, biological process: cilium assembly; intraciliary transport involved in cilium assembly. The record is from RefSeq and is a predicted model, not a curated record. Gene Ontology annotation, cellular component: intraciliary transport particle B; cilium; centrosome. The transcript has a single exon. Bases 1 to 1788 code for a protein of 595 amino acids. Gene Ontology annotation, molecular function: beta-tubulin binding. Lineage: Eukaryota; Euglenozoa; Kinetoplastea; Trypanosomatida; Trypanosomatidae.